UCCCUCAUAGUGUGAUCAUAGGUUGCUCCUCAUGCAUCCCCAUCUUCUGCUUCCUCCCUGCACUCUCCAAACAGGUGCACCUCCAUUCCUGAGACAUGUCCUGCUGUGACCAGUGUGUGCCAUGCCAGCCCUGUGGCCCGACCCCUCUGGCCAGCAGCUGCAAUGAGCCCUGUGUCAGGCAGUGCCAGAACUCCACCAUCGUCAUCCAGCCCUCUCCCGUGGUGGUGACCCUGCCCGGACCCAUCCUCAGCUCCUUCCCACAGAACACCGUUGUGGGCUCCUCCACCUCCGCUGCUGUUGGCAGCAUCCUCAGCUCUGAGGGCGUGCCCAUCACCUCGGGGGGCUUUGACCUCUCCUGCAUUUCCAACCGCUACUGUGGCAGGAGGUGCACCCCCUGCUAAAGGUGCUGGAUGCUGACCUAGACAAGGAUCCCCAGGAAUGCUGAACAUGGCACUGGACAGAAGAACAAAUGCUGUGGUGCUGUUGGAUGGGCACAGGCAAGCCUGAAGUCUCUGACAACAUGGAGAAAGUCUACUGAUACUCUCUUUUACUCACUCUUUCUAUCUAGAAUCAUUAUUGUCUUUUCCUUUAGACGUGUUUGUUAGUAGCCCCCCAAAAUGAGCCCUGCGUGAAAUGCUUAUCUCUCUAAAACUCUGUGCUGAGAUAUAGUGCUCUGGGCCAUGCUGCAAUAGGAAAGGGGAACAGAUUCUUGUGUGAUCCUGGUGCUCUGCUUGGAAUGACAUUAUUUCUCUCCUCAGACUCAUUAAACACUUUCUGCAUCCCUUAUUGUUUCUUUCCUUGCUGGUAUUCUUUUUCCCAUCACCGUAGAGAUGGCCAAAGGAGAAAGGGAUGUCUUUGGUGAGAACAAGCUAGGGAGAAUCCCCUACUCCGCUGAUCAUUGGAGGUCAUUGUACAGUGCUGGCAUUCAACUUCCAAGCACAUUCUCUUGAAGGAGAGGAAGACAUUCCUAGCUGUUCCUCCACCACCAAUGACCAUCAGUCCCUGCCUUGCUGUCUUGCUGUGUUUUCUUCCACAGGUCUCCUUGAACCUUGAGCAUGUCAAGUGAAUGGAGAUCUUGACAAAUGCCAUCCUCAAGAAAGGAUCUCUGUGCACUGGGGAGGCCCAGUGAAGACAGAAGUCGCACAUACUCUGGGAAAUCUAUUCCUCUGGCUUUGGGAGGAGCAAUAUUACAGAAGGAAACUCAGAGAAAGGUGUUCUGAAAAGCCUUCAAAAACUG
This is a messenger RNA of Meleagris gallopavo (turkey), 1237 nucleotides long. The record is from RefSeq and is a predicted model, not a curated record. Lineage: Eukaryota; Metazoa; Chordata; Aves; Galliformes; Phasianidae.